Molecule: messenger RNA, 2058 nt
Organism: Spodoptera litura
Lineage: Eukaryota; Metazoa; Arthropoda; Insecta; Lepidoptera; Noctuidae
Source: RefSeq, a predicted model, not a curated record
UUCGCAUUCGUAGCGGUUGUGUGUAGAAUUUGCAAAAUAUUUGCGUGUUACCAGUCGCAUGCGCAGGCCGGUACAGUACGUUUACGUUAUCGUCAACGUAACCUGUUUUAUUAAUUUCCGAUAGUAAUGUUAUUUAAUAUUUUCAACUUAGGCAGUAUGCGUGUGUGGUAUCUCCUGUCUUUGCUGUUUGGACACUGUGUCUGCAAAGUCUAUUUCGAUAAACUUGACCGCUACAUAAUAUCCUGUCACACGACGGACUUCGAGUGCUUCAAGCGGCAGUACAAGGCGCUGCGGGACAAUGUGUUACUGGGCAACGACAGGCUGGGCAUUCCCACCUAUGAACAUUAUGUCUUUGCUUACGGAGGAGGCACCUGUGUCAAGCUGACAGGCUUAGAAGAAAGUGAAUUGGCUGCCAUCAAAUUUGAAAGCGAGCAGAAGAAAUUGACGCUGGUGCUGGAACUGCCACUGAGGAUCCAACAGGUCAAGGACACUAUCAAAAUGUGUGCCAGACCUGAUCGAGAAUUCAACAUCGUUCAGCCGCAGAAGAGUCCUCUGAUGAGAUUUACUGGAAAUGCAACUAUAGGAAUAACAUAUCCAUAUAAACUAAAGAAGAAGAAGGGCAUGGUGUACCUGCAGCUGGAAGACGAGAACCUGGACGUGAUCCUCGACAUCCCGGACCUGAGCCACUUCCAUCUCAACAGUGAAGUUGAAGCCAAGUUGUACGAAUGGUCGGAGUGGGCGUACGAGGUGGUCCAACACGUGGACGCAGCGGAGUACUUCGCACUCCCGUACACCUCCCAGCUACGGACCCUAAUGGACCAUCUACCUUUAUACAGGUUCAUCAUGCUUUACCCAGAAGAAGAAUACGAGGACUUACAAUUCUCAUAUUCAGAAGCAACAGUUGCUACCAAUCCUUAAAUUAGACAACAUCUUGUUUAAAAAGUUCGAAUCGUAUCUGAUCCAAUCAAACACAAUUCAAUAAAAUAAAAUUAUAUUAUCUAUGACAUAAAAUAUCAUUUGACAGCUAUCACUUUUAAACUUCGAACGUUCAAAAAAGAAAAUAAUUAAUUGAACAACUAAAAAUUAAACGUUGCCAGAAAAUUAAAAGAUAGAAAAUUAUUGUUUUUAAUAUUAAGUACUUUUGUAAUAUUUUUAACUGAUAUUAAAAAAAGUAAAAUAUUGGCCAUUUUUGUAAUAAAGGGAAUUAUAAAUUGUUCGUAAGCUAAUACCGUGUAUUCUCUAAAUUAUUAAGCAGAUUUAAUAGGCAAAAAUACUAUUUACCGUUUACGAUACGACCACGACACGACACAGAAAAAGUAAUGGAUAUUUUUAUUUUUACGUAUAAAUAUGUUUUUGUAUUGUGUAUAUGUCACUUUUACAGCAGUUACAAAAUUUUGUUAUUUUAUUGUUAAGACGAAAUAAAAUUUGUAUUUCUUGAACUGUAGUAAAAAUUACUUACUUAUGUAUUUAAGUUAAACUUUUGUACUUUUAUAAAUUACGUUAAUUCUAGUUUCAGUUUUAAUUAGCAGUAAGCAUUGAAUUUUAUUGAUAAAUAAAUUGAAAUCAAAUGUUAAUAAUUUUUGUUUUAAGUACCGUAUUUCUAUAUUUUGUAUUUUAAACGACCUUGAAGUUGAAGUUUCUAUUACUAUCUUAACUAUACAUGCUUCUAACCUAAUACCCCGUCGGUAAACAACUCUGUUAAAUAACAAAAAUUAAAUCGUCACGACUAAAAGUCCUCAAAAUUAGCCAUUACAACGCCUCAACAUUAUAGGGCUUUCGAAAAAAUAAUUAAAAGUACCGUUUUAGUACCAGCGAGAGCGAUAAUUUAUCCGGGUCACUGCUGCCGGUUAAAAAACCGGACGAGGAUAAAAAUUAACGGGUAUUAAUCCCCAGGCGAAAAUUGGGGAUGUUGAGGGGAAUUUAUAAAAACCCGUGGAAUUAAUACAAUGUCAGUAUGAAUGUUGGCCCAACUCAAUUAUUUUUUAAAUAAAGUUAUUGUUGUGUAAUACUUUCUUACCCUUAUAUUGAAUAAUGGGGUUGUCAAUGAGUAGAUUGGAC